Melitaea cinxia (Glanville fritillary) is the source of this 1731-nucleotide messenger RNA. RefSeq lists its product as uncharacterized. The transcript has 4 exons. The record is from RefSeq and is a predicted model, not a curated record. The annotation marks the transcript as partial. NCBI's taxonomy places the organism in Eukaryota, Metazoa, Arthropoda, Insecta, Lepidoptera, Nymphalidae.
AUUGCAGAUUCGUUUUGCCUUACUUGCAAGAAGUAUCUCAAGUUAAAUCAAGUAAGCGAGCAUAUUAUUGAACCCGAUCAUCAGAAGUCCUUUCAGUCUUCGGAUUAUGUUGUUAAAUAUAAAGAAGAUAGCAUCAGAAAGGUGGAAGUGGGAUAUUAUUGUGAAAUGUGCAAUGUUAUGAUGCAGAACUUAGCACGAGUUGGUAUUCAUAUCUAUGAAACGACUCACGUGGACAAUAAAAUCAAGCAACAACUAAAAGAGUCCGAUGCUGGUGUUAUAGUAUUUGAUGACAUUUUGAUAGAAAAUAAUGCUUGGAAUGGCAUGGCCAAUGGUUCCUGUUUCUUAUGUAAUGUGGAUUACUCAAAUGCAGAUGACCAUAGAAAUGAACCAGCCCACAUAUUGAAACUUAUCCAAAGUAAAUUUGAAUUGCUUAAGGAUAAAUUUAUAUAUAGAAAGAUUGAUGAUGAUUCUAUCAACUGUCUGAUUUGUAAUACAAUAUUUAUGGAAAUAUUUAAAGAAACUCACACAAAUGAGUCAGAACACCAAAAGAAUUACAUAAAAUGUCAAAUGACUAAAGAGAGUAAAACGAAAACAGGCAAUUGCUAUAAUAACAACAACAACAUUGAUAAGGACAUAAAAGAAAGUGACACUUCUAAUGAUGCUGUGGCAGAAUCAAUAGAUACUAAAAAUGAUCCAGUAAAAAGUGAAGAACUUACAAGUGAUAUAUCUAAAACCCAAAUUGUUGUAUUUAAUAAAAAUGUUGUUGAAGAAGCAGAAAAUAAAAAUGAAGAUGAACUACUACCGCCUGCCGAGGCUAUUAAAAGGGCGAUGAAAUUUGCUAAAGACAAUGGCUUAAAGUACAAAAGAAAUAGCACCUAUUGUAAUCUGUGUGAUGUACAAAUGUCCUCUUCUUUAAAAAUGAUGAAGGAGCAUGUUGCUGAAUCAUUACAUAAAGAGAAAGCUUUGAAUAAAACAACUAGAAAAAUGAAUAAAGUACCCCUGGGCUGUUUUGUUGAAAAUAUUACAACAGUUAAAAGUCCUUUCGUAAAUGACAUAGUUAUCAAUGAUGAGAUUUGUAUAGAAAAACAAAGUUUUCUUUUAAUCGGCAUACAUAACGGUGUCUUAAAAUGUCAGGUUUGUGAAGUUAAUUUGAACUUUGGAAAUAUUGAUGAACAUUUACAUGAACAUAAACAUACUAAAGCUAUGGAUACGAUGAAUGUCCUUACUGACUUUGACUCAGAAUUUGUGAGAGAGGUAAGACCCCGAGUAUAUCAUUGUGGUUACUGCAAUUUUAUUGAAGCGAGCUUGAACAGCUUAAAAAGCCAUUUGAAAUCGAUCAAUCAUCUUACAAAAAAAAAUCAAGCCAAAAUCCGUCUUGGAAGUCAUCUGCAUGCUAUGGCCGAAGAUAGGAGAAGAAGGGAGUUUUUAAAUUUUAUGGGAAUGUUUAAUUUACCAUUUUUCCAUUAAAUUAAUAUAAUUGUAACUUCAUUUAAAAUAUUUUAUAAUAAAAAAAUGACCGUUAUUCUAAUUUCGUAUAUUAUUAAUCAAUGUUAACAUAUUUGUGGGGAGAUAUUUUUUUUUUAGUUUGAUUGAUAUUUUUACCUAUGCUGAUAAUAGUAAUUAAGUUACGAAUUAAUGUUACGUUAUAAAAUGCAUGUAUACUCUACGAACGUCUAUAAAUGUUCAAAUUUGUAUUUCUAUAUAUAAAAAAAAAAAAAAAUGUAUAUAUAA